Molecule: messenger RNA, 3804 nt
Organism: Plodia interpunctella (Indianmeal moth)
Lineage: Eukaryota; Metazoa; Arthropoda; Insecta; Lepidoptera; Pyralidae
Gene: oys
Product: oysgedart
Exons: 11
Coding region: 241-1812 (523 amino acids)
Biological process (GO): lipid modification
Cellular component (GO): membrane
Molecular function (GO): acyltransferase activity
Source: RefSeq, a predicted model, not a curated record
GAUCUCUCUGUCUAGCUCUGUCUUUGAAUAACUGGUGAAUUGGAUUGGCUAACAUUCUUUAGAAUUUCAUUGCAGUUUAAUUUAGGUAUUACAUAGUCGUGCUGUGUAGCAAUGAUGCAUGUUUUGAAUUAAAUUAUUAAUAUUGAAAUCAGCAAGAUUAAACUUGUAAAUUUCAGAGUAUUUGUGUGUUAUAAACAUCGUCAGUGUUACACUUGAUGGUUUCAACCUCCUCUAUCCAGAAUGUCGAGUGCAUACUUUGACUACUAUGAUGGCAGUAAAAUAUUCCAAUUUCUUUCAAACCGAAUUGGACUUCCAUUAGAUAUUGUUAAUUUUUUGGUCGCACAAAUAGCUGCACUAUGCCUGGCCAGACUAUUUCGGAAACCAUUGAAGCUUGCUUCGCCAGAGUUCCGUCAUUCUUUGUGCCUUUUUAUAGGUUUACUCAUGGGAUAUUUCUGCUUUGGAAAACAAGCAAUACAUUUAUCAGUAUUGCCUAUGAUGACAUACAUACUCCUAAAGACUGUACCUGAAAACGUCAUGGCAAAUGUCGUAUUGGCGGCGUCAAUGAUUUAUUUGUCAUGCUUACAUUUACAUCGGCAACUGUACCACACUGCGGAUUACACUUUAGACAUUACAGGUCCUCUCAUGGUGAUAACACAACGAGUAACAUCGUUGGCCACGUCGUUGCAAGAUGGCCUAAUGAAAAAAGAGAUUAACUCCAACUCUACAAGCCAAUCUCAUGAGGAGUCAAUUGUGGAUAAGAUACCAUCGCCAUUAGAAUUUUUUUCUUACACCCUGGCUUUCCAAACGUUAAUGUGCGGUCCAGUCGUGUUCUAUAAGGAUUACAUCAGAUUCAUAGAAGGCGGGAGGAUUAAUGGGAUACAAAAGGAAACCGAUGAGUCGGAGCCGUCGCCGCGUCGCGCCGUAUUCUACAAGGUGUGUGGCUCCGUGGCCGCGGCCUUCCUCUACCUCACGCUGUCCAAGAAGUAUCCAAUGGACGUCAUUAAAGAACUGAUGGACCCAUUAUCGGAGGUGUCUCGCACUUGGUCGGCGCUGUACCUGCUGUGGUACACCAACCUGUCGGUGAUGCUGUUCCGUUGCAAGUACUACCACGCGUGGCUGCUGUCCGAGGCCAUCUGCAACAACUCCGGCAUGGGCUUUAACGGCUACGACCACCUCGGCGAGCCCAAGUGGGACAAGGUCUCGAAUAUCGACGUCAUUGGAUUCGAAUUCGCGCAGAACUUCCGUUGCGCGAUCGCGAGCUGGAACAAGAACACGAACUCGUGGCUGCGCGCGGUCGCGUACGAGCGCGGCGGCGCCGCGUGCCGCACCGUGCGCGUGUACGCGCUGUCCGCCGUCUGGCACGGCUUCUACCCCGGGUACUACCUCACCUUCUUCGCCGGGGGCAUCUUCACCGUGGCCGCGAGGAAGAUUCGAGCGGUAGUUCGGCCCAUGUUCGUCGGGAGCCGCUACAAGAAAAUGCUCUACGACGCAGCGUCGCUAGUGACCACGCGGGUGGCCAUGACGUACGCCACUGUGCCCUUCAUCUUGCUGCACCUGGGCCCCAGCCUCGCGUUCUAUGGGAAACUGUAUUACUCUUUACAUUUCCUGGCGUUGGGCGCACUUUUCCUGCCUGCUGGUAAAAGCAGACAUCCUGCGAAGGUUUCCAGUCAAAAUCUUCAACAGGCUUCUUCCAUAGCUAGUACUGAUAUCAAAAGUCUUCAGACUUCUGUACCUAAUCUUAUUGCCUUAUCAAAAUCCAGUGAAGUUAUUGAUCCUAUUGUGGAAAGUAAUGGAAAAUUGAAGAAAAUAUAAACUUUAUUUUUAUUUUUGGAAGCGACAAUUUUGAAGUUUUACCUUUAUGGUGAUAGUUUAGCAGGGCAGAGUUCCUGUGUCAUUGUAUGUCUAUAAGGAAUAUUUUUCCAUUAUUUUUUAGUAAUGUUAACUGUAACUUUACUGCUAUAAAAGUGACCAAGAUAUUUUAACGUACCUAAUUGUUUUCUUAGUUUAAUAAAGUAGAUAUACUGAUGAUGUAGUUGGCACAAAAUAUUUAUUUUUAUCUGAAUUAAGUUCAGUUAACAUACAUAAAUUAUAAUUAUUAUUUAAUUAUGAUUAUAAAUGUAGGUAACAUUGUGCUUUUAUUUUCAUGUGUUAUUUGUAAUGGCUAUGUGGAUGUACAGAAUACCUAUGGUAAAUAAUGUGCUUGGAUUGGGAGUGGAGUGAACUGAACUGCGCCAAAAACGAGUAACGAAAGAAAACUAUAUUGUAGACCUUUUACUACUUCUAUCACUUUAAAAAAAAUUCUUAUUGGCUCAAAAAUCCCCCAUUAAAACGUACAUACAGCCAGAGCCACGAGCUCGAGUGCUGUGAUGUGAAUCAGACAUACAUAUAACGCUCAGGCUCGUAAUUUUUGACGUUAUUUUUUCAUGCAAGCCGCCUAAAAUAAGAUUUAGCUCUAGAGUAGAAAGUAAAUUCCAUCUAUCACAUCUUAUAGAACAAAAACGUAAAUUUUCGUGUGUAAGUAGCCAGUAACUUGAUUGGCCAAGACAAGUAGGUGCUUACAACCAUGAAAUUAGAAUGCGUAACAAUAAGAUUAAUUUCCUCGCAAACGAAGUAAAAAGUAGAAUAUCUGUAACUAUCCCCGAAUGGAUAAUACCCAUCACCUAAAAUUAUAUUUUCUUGAUAUAUAAUCUACUACUCCACCCACUAUAAAACAUAUCAAAUUUAAAGUGGUUGCGCCAGAGAUUGCUCGCAAUUCAAAAUUUCUAUUAAUAUCUUUAUAUUACUGGUAUCUAACGCAUAACCUUCCAAAAGCGCAUAAGGUACAUAGAGACUUAACACUUUUGUUCUACGACUUUUGUCUAAACAUAAUAAAUACAAAUAUUUCCCUUUUUUUGUUUUAAUGUCGUUUCUAUAAACGUUAACUCUAUGUUCGAUUCCGUUACAUUACUGUACUGUCUCGUGUUUCUUAGCUAUUACAUAGAGUUAGGAUGUGUAGAAUCGCAAAGUAGAUAUUAUUUUUUUUGUAUGGAAAAAAAACUACGAAUCACAAAAAGUUUUAGAAUAAAAGUUGCUUGUUUUGAUUGUACCCAAGUAGUCUUUAGGAGGUUUUGCGUUUGAUACCAGUAACCAUGUAUAAUAUUAAUAAAUAAAGCCUGUAAUUAGCAGCAUUCAUGCCAGUGCCAUUAUAUGUUUACCUACAGAAUGUUUUUUUAAUCAAAAGUUUAUUGCGAACGUUAUGUCAGCGUAUUGCGUGGGAAAUCUGUUACUCUAUAUUCCCAACAUUGGGACGUUUUGUAAGCAUUAAAGGUUGAUUAGUAAAAUAGCUCACUCAGUGCUAAAGAAAUGUACAAAAUGUGUAUGUUCAUUUAUGUUGGAGAAAUGUUCUGAAUUUCUAGUAUGAUGAUAUGUAAUUAAAUUUAUUGGACAAGGGACUACAGGUCCAUACAUUUUUUGUGCCUAGUUUUUAUUUCAUAUGAUGCAGUUGGUCAUUAAAGCCCACGUACAUAGUACCUAGUUCCAAUAAUUAUUGGCAGUGAGAUAAAUGAAAUAGAUACAGCAUCUCCAGAUCCUACUGAGUAUUUUUGGCUGUAAGCUAUUAACAGAUUAUAGGUUGUGGUAGUGAGUAGGUAGUUUUGUUUAAAAUAAAGGCCAUUUCAGUAUCAUUUGCUGUUUGCUUUAUGAGUGGCAAUAUUAUGUUCUUUGCUGUAAUACCUCAGUAUGGAAUUGUAUUUAAUUUUGUUAAUGACUAAUUUUAUAUUAAUGUAUUUUACAUGGUUACAAAUAAAAUUAUAUAUUUUGUAUAAA